AUGGGAUGCUCAGAAGGGACCCAUACAACCCUACAUCUGGUCCUGCUGCCACUUCUAGGUCUGACAGCUGCAGGCCUGGAGUCUCCACUUCUAGGUCUGAUAGCAGCAGGCCUAGAAUCUCCACUUCUAGGUCUGAUAGCAGCAGGCCUAGAAUCUCCACUUCUAGGUCUGACAGCUGCAGGCCUAGAAUCUCCACUUCUAGGUCUGACAGCUGCAGGCCUAGAAUCUCCACUUCUAGGUCUGACAGCUGCAGGCCUAGAAUCUCCACUUCUAGGUCUGACAGCUGCAGGCCUAGAAUCUCCACUUCUAGGUCUGACAGCUGCAGGCCUAGAAUCUCCACUUCUAGGUCUGAUAGCAGCAGGCCUGGAAUCUCCACUUCUAGGUCUGAUAGCUGCAGGCCUAGAAUCUCCACUUCUAGGUCUGACAGCUGCAGGCCUAGAAUCUCCACUUCUAGGUCUGACAGCUGCAGGCCUGGAGUCUCCACUUCUAGGUCUGAUAGCAGCAGGCCUAGAAUCUCCACUUCUAGGUCUGAUAGCAGCAGGCCUAGAAUCUCCACUUCUAGGUCUGACAGCUGCAGGCCUAGAAUCUCCACUUCUAGGUCUGACAGCUGCAGGCCUAGAAUCUCCACUUCUAGGUCUGACAGCUGCAGGCCUGGAAGUCUCCACUUCUAGGUCUGACAGCUGCAGGCCUAGAAUCUCCACUUCUAGGUCUGAUAGCAGCAGGCGUGGAGUUUCCACUGCUGUGUCUGAUAGCAGCAGGCUUCAGUUAUGCACACUUGCCUAUACAGUAAUAAGCUGCUUUCAUUCCUUGAUAACACCUCCAUAUAUUUGUAUUUAUUUUCCAAAGGUAAGUUUAACCAUUAACAAGGGAAUUGCUGGAUUCCUCAAUACCCCAGUCAUUCUGUUGCAUUUCAUUGUCAAUUUAAGAGCUCUGUACUCUUGACUAUUUUGAUCAACUAAUAAUAAGUGUACAAUUAUUUAACUUCUGUUUAUUGUUUCCAUGUUUUAAUGCAAGACAGUCAUACUCAGAAACAUCUUGUUCAAAUAGUGUAUUGGUGGACAGAUUUCUGAUUUAACAGCCAUACUUGUUUGAUCUGUUAUUUUGUACAAUUAGAAAGAAAAAAAAAAGCCAUUUAAUUACAAGAAUGACUUGAGCCAUUAAUUACACUGAUGAUCAAGUUCAAGACGAACAGGAACAGGAAGUGAAAAGUUUGGAUGGUUUUAAGCCCGCCCACCAGCGUUCAAUAACAGUAUUGAAUAUGUUGUGUUGUUUACAUUGAUAUAUUUUGUUCUUAUUUUACAAAUGUUAAUUGUUUGCUUUUGGGUCAUUGGUUUCACUUCCUGUCCUUUUUGUUACUGUGGUGAAGACAGCCUCAAAACCUUCAUCGUUUUAUAUUUGGUUGCUUUCAAAACAUCGUCAUCAACAUACAGAUGUUCAUAACAACUGUUUGUUCCUGUGAAACAUCGGUUAUUGUAGGAAUGUCAGAACUGUUGGAUGAGCAGGUUGUUUGUUGUGCUGCACUCCAGCAGCUGCCUCUCCCGGGAAAGGAAAGUAUACUGCGUUAGAUGCAUAAGUUGUAUAUAAAAAAAAUAAUAUUAAAAAUAUCUGUUUUUCAACAGACAAACUAUGUAAAUGAUCUUGUACCAUACUGUGAAUGUUUUUUUGUUUUUUAAAAAUAUAUAUACAAAUGCUUAAUGGUGAUAAAUAAAAACAUUAUUCAAAAGCAA
Oncorhynchus nerka (sockeye salmon) is the source of this 1727-nucleotide messenger RNA. RefSeq lists its product as uncharacterized. The record is from RefSeq and is a predicted model, not a curated record. The transcript is spliced from 3 exons. The coding region runs from base 1 to 942 and encodes 313 amino acids. Lineage: Eukaryota; Metazoa; Chordata; Actinopteri; Salmoniformes; Salmonidae.